Molecule: messenger RNA, 3147 nt
Organism: Sebastes umbrosus (honeycomb rockfish)
Lineage: Eukaryota; Metazoa; Chordata; Actinopteri; Perciformes; Sebastidae
Product: mitochondrial intermediate peptidase-like
Exons: 19
Coding region: 472-2577 (701 amino acids)
Biological process (GO): peptide metabolic process
Cellular component (GO): mitochondrion
Molecular function (GO): metalloendopeptidase activity
Source: RefSeq, a predicted model, not a curated record
GUCAUCACGUAACGUUAGCUUGCCGCACUUUCGACACAUGUGACUUCUACAGUUUUUAGUUAUUGUUAUUUAGCGAUAUUAGAUUAGAAAAUGCAGCACCUUUCCGAAUAAUAUACAUCGUUUCGUUAUCAUCUAUUUGGCAUGAAGAUAUUUUAUUAAAUAGGUAUUUAAAUAAGUUAUUUUUUAACGAAACUACCGCGUGCUACAGUCAUUUAGAUAUACUUAGAUAGCCAGUGAGCUAACAUGUGAGCAGUUGUUUGUGUUGGCUUGACAGGUACGCACUUAACACAUGACAACUAAACAGUUAGCGUUUCAUAUUCCCUGAUGCUAAAGGUUUAGAGUAUAUUAACGUUGUUUUGAUUUCCAGCUUUUGCAAACAUUGAAGCUAAGGUUUAGCAUGUCCUCUGUCAGCCUCUGAGCACCACCAGCUUCACCACACAUCAUCAGAGAGGACAGCAGAUUAACUACAACAUGUCUGGGUGUACAAGGUUACUUUACUUUGUGAAGCACAGAAGUUUAUGGACGCAUGUUGUUAGAAAUGUGACAACAUGGUCUCCAGUUGGAGCUGCUUUCAACACCAAACCUCACAGGAGACCUGUGAACCUGCUGGAGAAAAACCUGGGUUUGUUUGGAGUGCCAGAGCUCAGCUGUCCUGCAGGCUUCCAGGCAGCCACAGAAACAGCUCUGAAGAACACACAGCAUCUGGUGGACAAAGUGUGUUCUUGUCCUCCAGGGGUUGAGACAGUCGAGUCUUUUGACCAGCUCUCAGAUGGGUUGUGUAAAGUGGCUGAUCUGGCAGACUUUGUUAAAGUAGCACAUCCAGAUCCAGCGUUUCGCGAGGCUGCAGAGAAGACCUGCAUAGAGAUUGGCACGGUUGUGGAGAAGCUGAACACCAACGUUGAGCUAUGCAAGAGCCUAAAAACAUUGCUGGACAACCCAAACAUUGUGGCUCAGCUGGACCCUGAUUCAAGACGAGUGGCAGAGUUGUUCAUGUUCGACUUUGAGAUCAGUGGAAUUCAUCUGGAUGACAAACUGAGGAAAGAGGCAGUCGCACUUCACGUGAAGCUGUUGGAUCUAAACAACGAGUUUCUGGUCGGCUCUCACCUGCCAAACAGAAUUGCCAGGUCUGCGAUUCCUGAGCAUCUACACCUGCACUUUGCAGCUGAAGGAAGCUUCAUCCAAGUCGGGGGAUUACAUGCAGAUUCCUCCGAUGACUUGGUGCGAGAAAUUGCGUACAGGAUUUACCUUUAUCCAAAUGCAGAUUUGAUGGAGUGUCUGGAAGAGCUGCUGAAAUGCAGAUACAAACUGGCCAAACUGGUGGGCUACGAGUCCUACGGACACAGAGCCCUGAAGGGAACCAUGGCCAAAACACCAGAGACGGUGAUGAGCUUUCUUCAGUUGUUAACAGACAAGCUGUCAGACAGAACCGCCAAAGACUUUAAGAUGAUGAAGAACAUGAAGGAAAGACUCAACCCUCGUAAUUCUGAGCUCAUGCCGUGGGAUCAUCCGUACCUCAGUGGCGUCUUGCGUGCUGAAAGGUACAACAUAGAGCCCAGUCUGUACAGUCCGUAUUUUUCUCUUGGUGCCUGUAUGGAGGGUUUGAAUAACCUCUUCACUCAGCUGUACGGUGUGUCCCUCAUGUCCGAACACCCCAAUGCUGGAGAGGUCUGGAGCGAGGACGUCCGCAAACUGGCUGUGGUACAUGAGACAGAGGGAUUAUUGGGAUAUAUCUACUGUGACUUUUUCCACCGGCAGGAUAAACCUCAUCAGGACUGUCACUUCACCAUCCGCGGUGGCCGCUUGUGCCAGGAAACGGGUGAGUACCAACUUCCAGUUGUGGUGUUGAUGCUGAGUCUGCCCCACCCGACCAAGAGCGCCCCCACCCUGCUCACCCCGGGCAUGAUGGAGAACCUCUUCCACGAGAUGGGACACGCCAUGCACUCCAUGCUGGGACGCACUCGCUACCAACAUGUGACAGGAACCAGAUGUGCGACUGACUUUGCUGAAGUCCCGUCCAUCCUCAUGGAGUACUUUGCCACCGAUUAUAGAGUCAUCAGCCAGUUUGCACGCCAUUAUGAAACUGGACAGCGUCUGCCUGAGACUAUGGUGGCUCGCCUGUGUGAGUCGAAGAAGGUGUGCGGAGCCGCAGACACCCAGCUGCAGAUUUUCUAUGCUGUCUUGGACCAGAUCUACCACGGCCAACCUCAGAACCGCUCCACCACAGAAAUCCUGAAGGAAAUGCAGCAGAAAUUCUACGGCUUGCCUUAUACGGACAAUACGGCGUGGCAGCUGAGAUUCAGCCACCUGAUUGGCUACGGGGCCAAGUACUACUCCUACCUCAUGUCCCGCGCCGUAGCCUCGAUGGUGUGGAAACAGUGCUUCAUUCAGGAUCCAUUAAACAGGGACAUGGGUGAGCGUUACCGUCGGGAGAUGCUGGCCCAUGGAGGAGCCAAGGAGCCCAUGCUGAUGGUUGAAGGGAUGCUGCAGAGACAGCCCACCAUGGAGGACUUUGUGGAAGCGUUGGUGUCUGAGCUCAACCUGAACUUUGAGACCUUCAUCAUGGACUCUGAAUGCUGAAAGAUGCCAACGGCGCCAUGGAAACUGACUUGAACCUUUACAAGGCAAAGAGAUGAUGCACACAGAUGCCGGGCUACAAGGUGAAAGAUGUGACCGCAGGGUGCACGCUCAUUCUUACUAAGCAUCUUUUCUUCGUCCGUAAAUUAAUUGUUAGCAUUUUAUAUAUUGCUGGUCUCUCUUAAAGUCACAUUGACUGAAAAGUCCUGAUAAUCAUUGAAUAUUGAUUAAUGCAGAUUAUAGUAAACUGUGUCCCAUUCACAGACAAUUUCCAAAUGCUGUGGACACCCUUGUGUUACCAUUAAUGGUAUUUCAACAAACUCAACAGUAACUUGUGCCAGGUCAGAUACUGUUUGUUUAAUAUCAUUAAAUGAUUUUGAGUUUGUACAUACGUUUUUUCACCUUUUUGUACUGAACGUAGUUAAAAAUGAACAGAUAAUAAUGUACUCUAUAAUGUAACCUACCACUACAAAUUUCACUGUGUUCCUAUUUUUGUGAUUAUCAAUUAAUCUGUCUUUUAUUCUCAUUAAUCCCACAACAAGUAUCCCCUCAUUAAAUAUCCAUUUUCAACUC